AUGCCGUAUGCAGACAUGGUGAAAGAGUACGACACUGUGGAGAUUUGCUACGUGGCUUCCAGCUCUGGGGUUAACAUGAAGGAGCCGCACUGGAGCCUGACUCAGACAGGGGGGAGCUGGAAUAAGGGGAAUCCUGCAGAGACAUUUUUGGCCGACCUGCGGUUCCGCUUUAAGCUGGAGGUGCCCGAUGAGGACCAGGCGGCAGCAGGAGAUGCGGCGCUCUGUACCGUCAUUGUCGCUCUGAUGCAGAAGACGGUCCCUAAGGACAACUACAUUGAUUUUCAAUUGUACCAGGUUUCCGCCCAGGUCCUAGUAAAGGAUCUGAAAUCUAUAAAUUACAUAAACUCUAAUGAUUGGAACAGUUGGAAGACAAGACAUUUCCGGGUGCCUAAGGGAGAGUACCUGAUUGUCCCCAAACCUUCUGAUCCCAAUCAAGAUAUGGAUUUUUGCAUCCGAGUCUUCUCCAUGAAAAAGGGUGGAGCUGCCUGA
Xenopus tropicalis (tropical clawed frog) is the source of this 489-nucleotide messenger RNA. Its product is annotated as calpain-2 catalytic subunit-like. Gene Ontology annotation, molecular function: calcium-dependent cysteine-type endopeptidase activity. The transcript has 3 exons. Bases 1 to 489 code for a protein of 162 amino acids. Lineage: Eukaryota; Metazoa; Chordata; Amphibia; Anura; Pipidae. Gene Ontology annotation, biological process: proteolysis. The record is from RefSeq and is a predicted model, not a curated record.